Messenger RNA from Lathyrus oleraceus (garden pea), 2108 nucleotides. RefSeq lists its product as uncharacterized. The coding region runs from base 77 to 1795 and encodes 572 amino acids. The record is from RefSeq and is a predicted model, not a curated record. The transcript is spliced from 4 exons. NCBI's taxonomy places the organism in Eukaryota, Viridiplantae, Streptophyta, Magnoliopsida, Fabales, Fabaceae.
UCUGGAAACAUAUUUAAGAAAAGGUGUUUCAGCUCAUAACCUAGCAUCAAUGCAGUUCUAAAGAAGGGUUUAAGAGAUGAUGCAUGUCAAGCAAUUGCAAGGUUUUUUUUACAAUAAUGCCAUACCAUUCAAUGUAGCAAGGAGUGAGGAGUUCACUAUCAUGUGUGAUAUGAUUUCAAGACAUGGUAAUGGAUUCAAACCACCAUCUUAUCAUGACUUGAGAAUUAAGUUGUUAAAUCAAGAAAUUAAGUUAACACAUGAAGCUUUGGAAGAACAUAGAAAGGAAUGGAGGAAUAUUGGAUGCACCAUAAUGACCGAUGGAUGGACUGAUCGGAAGAGGAGGACAAUUUUGAAUUUUUUGGUUAAUAGUCCAAAGGGUACUGUAUUUUUGAAGUCUGUUGAUGCAUCUAACAUAUGCAAAACAGCCGACAAAAUCUUUGAAAUGAUUGAUGCUGUUGUUGAAGAGGUUGGAGAAGAUAAUGUUGUUCAGGUCGUGACAGAUAAUGCGACAAACUACAAGGCUGCCGAUGAGAUGCUGAUGCGAAAGAGGAACAAAUUAUAUUGGACACCUUGUGCCGCACACUGUCUUGAUUUGAUGCUUGAAGAUUUGGAGAAGAAGAUAUCGGUUCAUGAAGAGACAAUUCCAAAGGGUAAAAAAAUUACAACUUUUAUUUAUUCAAGAACUUCUCUCAUUUCUAUUUUGCAUCAUCACACAAAAAACAAAGAUUUGGUGAGACCAGGCGCUACUCGAUUUGCCACGUCUUACCUUACUUUAGGAUGCUUGUAUGAGAACAAGGAAGCUUUGAUAAGAAUGUUCACUUCCAAAGAAUGGAAAUUGAGCAAAUGUGCAAAGUUAAGAGAUGGAAAAGCCAUUGAAGAUGUGGUUUUGGACAAAAGUUUUUGGAAGAAUAUUGUUGUUUGUUUGAGGGGUGCUACACCUCUCAUUAAAGUGCUUCGUUUAGUUGAUUCAGAUCAAAAACCAGCCAUGGGAUUAAUCUAUGAGGCAAUGGACCAAGCAAAGGAGGAAAUUCAAAAGAAUUUUAAUGGUGUAAAAAAAAGUUACAAGUCUAUUUGGAAUAUCAUUGAUGAUAGAUGGGACAAAAUGCUACAUAGACCAUUACAUGCUGCAGCCUAUUAUCUCAACCCGCAGAUGCAUUACGACUCUAGAUUCAAAGCUGAUAUUGAGGUUAGAAAAGGUUUAAUGGACUGCUUAACUAAAAUGGUGGAUGAUCCUGAAGAACAGGCUAAGAUUGAAGUCCAAAUGCAUGACUUUAAGAAACAAUUAGGGUAUUUUGGCACAGAAUUGGCCAAACGAACACUUGAAAAAUCUACUCCGGCAGAUUGGUGGGAUUCAAUUGGGUUUGAUUCAUCAGGUUGUGAGCGAAACUGGAGUGCUUUUGAGAUGGUCCAUACAAAAAGAAGGAACCGCUUGAAACAAAAAAUGAUGAAUGAUGUUGUAUUUGUCAUGGCUAAUUCAAGAUUGUCCAAAAAAAAGAAAGGGAGAAGAACAUUUGAGAUAGAGUUAGAUGACCUUGGAUCUGAUGAUGAUUGGCUUAUGGACGAAGACGGCGACAUUGAAAUUUCGGAUGAAGACUUUAUUCAAAUGAAUCAAGAACAAAUUCAAGAGGAUGAUAUUUUUGUUCAUGAUUUGGAAGAUGAACAUGAUAGAGGGAUAAAUGAAAAUGAAUUUGAUGAUGACUUUGAAGAUGAAAAUGAAGAUGAAGGAGAUAAUGAAGACAAUGAUGAUCCAUUGAAUGAUUAUGACCAACUCCAACAUGACUUGUUUGGAAAUUGAGUGAAUUUUCAUUAAGUUUUUCUUAUAAGUUUUCAAUUAUUAUUUGCUACUGUUUUGAAUGUUGUGGUGUUUUGGAAUUGUCUUGAAUUAGUUUUAAUGAAUAUUAUCCUAUGAAAUUUCAGUUUUUAAAAGUAAUUUUAGUGUUAUUUGAAUUUUAUUUUUAUAUUAUGUAGUGUCAUAUGCAUAUUAUUAAUCUAUAUGCAAAAUAUAUGUGAAUUUUAAAAUUUGGUAGGAUCUUACGAUCCGUGUUACGAUCCCCCGAUUCACGAUCUAAUUAUCCCAACCCGAUCUUGCGUAGGAUCUCGAGUUUGAC